ACGUUGGAUUAGAAAGGAAAUGGAGCAUGUGGGCUUCUUUUGCUCCCAUUCACCAAAUAUAUAAAGACCCAUCUAUUUUACUUGAAUUCAAUUGCCGUGUUCAUCACUUUAAGAUCAACCCAGAUUGUCUUUUUGAAGUAUUUUAUAGAUACUCAUCCAAAAAGGAAGUCUUUCAUAGGUUUCUUUUAUUGGGUGACGUUUAUUUUUAUUGAAUUGAAAAAAAAAAGGAAAAGAGAAAAGCAAUCGUAAAUGGAAGAAGGCAAUACAAAAAGCAAGUUCAGGAGGGUUUGUGUUUUCUGUGGGAGCAACUCCGGCCACAGAAAAGUCUUCAGUGAUGCCGCUCUUGAAUUAGGCAAUGAACUGGUGAAGAGGAGGAUAGACUUGGUGUAUGGUGGAGGAAGUGUUGGGUUGAUGGGUUUGAUAUCUCAGACAGUGUAUGAUGGAGGUUGCCAUGUUCUCGGGGUCAUUCCAACAGCUCUCAUGCCUCUUGAGAUAUCUGGUCAAACUGUUGGAGAAGUAAGAACUGUUACAGACAUGCAUGAGCGUAAAGCUGCAAUGGCUCGAGAAGCUGAUGCCUUUAUUGCUCUUCCAGGAGGAUAUGGAACUAUGGAAGAGCUGUUGGAGAUGAUAACGUGGGCCCAACUUGGAAUUCAUAAGAAACCAGUUGGUCUGCUAAAUGUUGAUGGGUACUAUAAUUGCUUGCUGGCAUUAUUUGACAAUGGCGUUGAAGAAGGAUUCAUCAAACCAGGUGCUCGGCAUAUAGUUGUCUCUGCUCCAACUGCCAAAGAACUAAUGAUGAAGAUGGAGCAAUACACUCCUUUCCAUGAACAUGUUGCUCCUCAUGAAAGCUGGCAGAUGGAGCAACUUGGUAAUUAUCCAGGAAAAGAAAAUGCACAGUGAUUAUUAUUGUCUUUGCUUUAUGGUCAAUUGAAACACUGUUCUGUAGUCAUAUCUGGUUGGUUCCACUUGCUAAAGGGCAAAGAUACUUUGAAAUGGGAAGCGCUGAUAUGAAAUAGUACAGAAUCUUCUAGUAAGUGGUGAGAGGUCCCACAAUUUAGUGGCUUAAUUGGACUAGAUAGCUGAUUUGAGGACAACUUGGACUUUUGGUGAAGCUAUUGAAUACCAGUAACCUAAAGAUGACUUCAUCAUGAGAUCCACGCAUGAAACCAUCAAAGGAACAUUCAAUUCUAAAUCACAUUCAUUUAGUAAACAUACUAGAGAACAUCUUAAGGAAGCUUCCUUCUAGUUAUUCUUUUGAUUUGAUAAUGUCAAAUAAUUUCAUUCUUAAGUUAUUUUUUUGAAGCA
This is a messenger RNA of Quercus robur (English oak), 1305 nucleotides long. RefSeq names its product cytokinin riboside 5'-monophosphate phosphoribohydrolase LOG8. The record is from RefSeq and is a predicted model, not a curated record. Gene Ontology annotation, biological process: cytokinin biosynthetic process. Gene Ontology annotation, cellular component: cytosol; nucleus. Bases 250 to 900 code for a protein of 216 amino acids. NCBI's taxonomy places the organism in Eukaryota, Viridiplantae, Streptophyta, Magnoliopsida, Fagales, Fagaceae. Gene Ontology annotation, molecular function: hydrolase activity, hydrolyzing N-glycosyl compounds. The transcript has 9 exons.